UCUUUCCAACUGACAACAGAAAUUAAAUGAAUGUGGAGCAUCAUCUAUUAGUAGACUCCCAACAGCAAGAGAAAGAGACCUGGAUAUUUGAAUGUACAAGAUCAUAAAUAGGAAGAGAUGCUACAAAAGAAGAAAAAAAGGGAGGAAAAAUAGAAAUUUGCAGUUCUUAAUCUUUGGUUUAUUCUCUCUCUUUUAUAGUGUUAUAAAACCUUCUGUCAAAGCAUUACAAUGGAGUUGUGAAAGUCUUAUCAUCAUCUCUUGUCCUAUGGCUAAAACCAUAAUAACCCUCACAAAAAUUAAAAUUGCUGCUACCCAUUUCUCCAUAUCCUUGACUAGACAAGUUCAUCAGUAGUUCACAUUUCUCUCACCAUGAUUUAACUUCCAAGUUCGAGCAGUAGUCAAUGAAGAGAACACCACAGAGAAGACCAAGUUAGAAAAACAGAUUUUAAGAUAGAGAAGAUGCUUUUGAGGGAGAUUUCGGUUGAGGGAUUUUGACGAGAAGGUUUUGCUUAAUCUGCUCAGAGAAAAAGGUAUUUUCUUCCUCUUGUGAUGGAUCCUUUCUACUGUAUAGGACAGAGAACUAAGUCUCGAAGUGCAUUUAGAAAAUCAAGUGUAUCUAGUAGAGGAAACUACAAAAAAGAUCAGACUGAGAGUUCUGGACAAUGCAGCAGCAGACCGGUGGCUGAAAAAAGAACUAGGUCUCAUGCUGCAGUUAUUAAUUCCCACAGAAAGCCAUCAAGCUUUGCAAAUGGUGAUGAAGAGGUAAAUGAAACUGAUGUGAAGACUGCACGUGGCAAGAAUGAUGAUUCUUGGCAAUCAUCUUCUGAUUUCAGUGACAAAAAUGAUGAUUCUGAAGACGAGGUUGUUGACCAGGUUUUCACAUCUCUAAUUAAUUUCAUUUGGGAGAAGGGGGAAGCAAAGGUGGUUUUGGAGAGUAUAAGUUCUAAACAUGAUUCUCACAAAGAAGAAAUAUAUCCACCUAUGAUUGAGACAAAGUUUCCAUUGAAGUUCUCUUUUGGAAUUAAGAAGCCUAUAAUAGUGGAGAAGUCAGAAUCUGAGAAAGAACUGGAUCAGUUGUGGGAAGAGUUUGAUUCUUCUCUCGAUUCCAGUGAGAUUGGCUCCUUUGGUUCUUCACUGGUAAGUUUGGCAUAAGCAGAAACCUAGAAAAAACAAAAGUUCUACUUUUGCCUUGAUUUAUUCAAUUAAGGA
This is a messenger RNA of Macadamia integrifolia, 1209 nucleotides long. RefSeq lists its product as uncharacterized. NCBI's taxonomy places the organism in Eukaryota, Viridiplantae, Streptophyta, Magnoliopsida, Proteales, Proteaceae. The coding region runs from base 550 to 1152 and encodes 200 amino acids. The transcript has 2 exons. The record is from RefSeq and is a predicted model, not a curated record.